Molecule: messenger RNA, 794 nt
Organism: Elephantulus edwardii (Cape elephant shrew)
Lineage: Eukaryota; Metazoa; Chordata; Mammalia; Macroscelidea; Macroscelididae
Gene: SEC11C
Product: SEC11 homolog C (S. cerevisiae)
Exons: 6
Coding region: 69-647 (192 amino acids)
Cellular component (GO): membrane; signal peptidase complex
Molecular function (GO): serine-type endopeptidase activity
Source: RefSeq, a predicted model, not a curated record
GGUGCUCCGCAGCUGUCCGCUGACCUGCAGAGCCCGCGGGCCGUCUCGGCCCCCCGCGACCCCCCGACAUGGUGCGCGCGGGCCCCGUGGGCGCGCGCCUUACCUCGUCCGGCUUGGACAUAUUCGGGGACCUGAGGAAGAUGAACAAGCGCCAGCUCUAUUACCAGGUCCUGAACUUCGCCAUGAUCGUGUCGUCCGCUCUCAUGAUCUGGAAAGGCUUGAUCGUGCUCACAGGCAGCGAGAGCCCCAUUGUCGUCGUGCUGAGUGGCAGCAUGGAGCCAGCUUUCCAUCGAGGCGACCUUCUGUUCCUGACCAACUUCCGCGAAGACCCCAUUAGAGCUGGUGAAAUAGUUGUCUUUAAAGUGGAAGGGCGCGACAUUCCCAUAGUGCACAGAGUAAUCAAAGUCCAUGAGAAAGACAAUGGAGACAUCAAGUUCCUGACGAAAGGCGACAAUAAUGAGGUUGAUGACAGAGGCUUAUACAAAGAAGGCCAGAACUGGCUCGAGAAGAAGGACGUGGUGGGACGUGCACGCGGGUUUUUGCCAUAUGUUGGUAUGGUUACCAUAAUAAUGAAUGACUACCCCAAAUUCAAGUAUGCACUUCUGGCUGUGAUGGGUGCGUACGUGUUACUCAAACGUGAAUCCUAGUGGGAGAAGCAGUUCCUGCCACCAGAUUGAGGUGAAUUCUGUUGAAAAGAGAAAAGUUAAUAUAUUUGAAAUGUUCUACUUUCUGUAUAAAAGGACAUGGCUACAGAGACGUUUUCGUCUUGUUCAAAUAAAUGAUUCAUCAGUAAA